Sphenostylis stenocarpa is the source of this 600-nucleotide messenger RNA. NCBI's taxonomy places the organism in Eukaryota, Viridiplantae, Streptophyta, Magnoliopsida, Fabales, Fabaceae. The record is from the annotation of a GenBank genome assembly.
AUGGUGCUGCCCAAGUUCUCUCUCUGUUUUUGGCUUCUCCUUUCUUUCCUUGUGAUUCUCUUGAUGAACCGUCCAGUUAAAUGUGACGAUGAUGAGGGAGACAAUCUUUAUCAGGGUAUCAACAAGUAUCGAGCAUCAUUAAACUUGAAAGCUCUAACAAGGAAUGACAAUGCAGAUUGCCUUGCUGAUAAAAUAGCCGACCAAUUCAAGAAACAACCCUGCACAAAUACCACAGGUGCUAACACCGUACCUGGCACUGAGCCUCAGUUUUCCAACUAUCCAGACCUCUUAUCAAAGUGUCACUUGGCUAUUUCCAACACAAGGGAUGGGAAUGUAAUGCCUGUUUGUGUUCCUGGUCUGGUUCCAAGUCUUGUCCUUACUAAUUUCACGAAAUCUCUCUACUCAGAUAGUCUCAAUGACACAAGAUAUACAGGAAUUGGCAUUGGUUCAGAAGAUAACUGGAUUGUUGUUGUCUUGACUACAAACACUCCUGCAGGAACCUUUUCUCCCUAUAGUUCUAAUGGUGCCAAUUUGAUUACCAAAUCUGGAUUGCUUUAUUGCUCAGUGCUCUACUUAGCUGGUUACUUUUUCCUGUUAUGA